This is a messenger RNA of Entelurus aequoreus (snake pipefish), 960 nucleotides long. RefSeq lists its product as uncharacterized. The coding region runs from base 1 to 960 and encodes 319 amino acids. The transcript has a single exon. Gene Ontology annotation, cellular component: membrane. Gene Ontology annotation, molecular function: G protein-coupled receptor activity. The record is from RefSeq and is a predicted model, not a curated record. Gene Ontology annotation, biological process: sensory perception of taste; G protein-coupled receptor signaling pathway. Lineage: Eukaryota; Metazoa; Chordata; Actinopteri; Syngnathiformes; Syngnathidae.
AUGCUGGGGACAAACAAGAUGACCCUGUGGGUCAUGACGGGCUUCUGUUCCGUCACCACCGUCGUCUUCAACGUGUUCCUGUUCCUGAUGAGCCUGCAUGACUACCAGCGGAGGAAGAAGCAUCAGAGCAUCAUGGCCGCCUUGUCUGUGGCCAACAUCUCCCACCAGCUGCUGUGCUACCUGUGGAUGAGCAUGGACGACAUGGACGCCAAGUGUCACGUGGGCCACACGCCGUACGCCGUCCUCUUGGUGCUCAUCUUCAGCCUGAAGUUCAGCAUCAUGUGGGACAGCAGCCUCCUCACCUUGUACUACAGCACCAAGCUGGUAAGCGCGCCCGGCCGCCGCCACGCCGCCAUCAACAGGCUGGUGGUGCCGGCCGUGCUGAUGGUUCCUCUGUGGGGCGUGGCCACCUGCAUGCCCAUGCUGGCGGUCUUCCACCCCGCCAACCACACGGCGGGAAACAGGGACUGCGGCGUGCUGAUGCCCGACACCGAGCCGGGACAGAUUUACGAGGCUGUCUACCUGAUCCUCUCUGACGUGCUGCCGGGGAUCCUGAUGGUUCAAUGCUGCGUCUCCAUCUCCGCACACCUGGCCCGCCAUCUUGGCCACAUGAAGGCCAGCAGCAACGGAGCGCACCUGCCCAAGACCGGCGCCCAGAUGAGAGUGAUCCGCAUGUCCUUGUCCCUGGUGGUGGUCUUCCUGCUCUUCCUGGUGGUGGACCUGUACGUCAACUAUCAGAUAGCGGUGCAUCACCAGAACGCCAUCACGCUCACCUUCUUCUUCACCUCCGUUUACACCGCCGCCGCCGCCAUGGUGCUGAUCUACGGGAAAAAGAGCAUGUGGAAGGUUCUGGCGAGUGAAUGUCACGUUUGUGUGGACGCGUGUUCGUGUUUGGAGGCUCUGGAGGGGCCGGAGCAGGAAGUCCAAGGCAGCAGACCCCCUGCUGGGAUCAAGAACUGA